CUGUCCCACUUCUGAGUAGAGAGAACGAGGAAUUCAAGUGUAUAUCAGUAUCAUUGAUACUGAGACUCUCUCUACAGCGAGAGAUUCGGCUUUUGCAGGUUUUUAUUUCCGUAAACAGCCGCCACUAUGGAUGCAGUCGAGUUAAAAGCGGAAUUGGCCAUUCCAUUCGAUGCCCCCAUAAAAGCUCGCAAUCGAAAAACUUAUGCCUCUUUUGGCGACGACGGUCUCACAGCAACGGCAAAUGCUCAUGGACAUCUGAUUCAGAUUACACGAUAUUUCGGAAACGAACCAUCAGGAUUUAUCUGUGUUGACCUUCCCGGAACUCCCGAUCCCUUUCAUGUGACAAAUCGCAUGAAGGAACUUCAAAGCUCUGUUGAAGGAAUGGAGGUUCUUUUUCCAAAAGAGUUUCCGCCACUGAUAAUUAGUGCCGACUUACUUCUCCGACAUCUUGAUUUCGUGACAGAGGAGAAACCAGUGAACAUUUGGAAUAGUCAUUAUCAUGAGCAAAACAAGGCAGGGGAUGAUUACGAACAUGGUACAAGUGCCAACGCAGACACCGUUUUCAUCAAGCACAAAGGCUGCAAAACCGGCCAAGGCGAAAAAGACGCCAUUUUGUCUAUAUCACCAUAUAUAGACGACAGCCUUCAAUCAGUCGGCCGCAUUGGACAAAAUGCCAACUACGAAAUAAAAAUACCCGAGCAAGCAAAAAAAGAUCUAUUAAAGAAUUCACGAGUCAAAAUUACAUUGGCUUAUACUCUCGAGUUGGUUUCUUCAGCUGAUGCAGUCAGCAGCCCCCUCUCCAAACUUGAUCUGGAGCAACUCAGAGGCCUUGAAUACCGGCCACCGGUGUUCGCUGAUGAUAAGCAUCUCAAUUUUAUGUUGAGAAGAAAUCUGGAGCAUAUGUUAUCUGUCUGCAGCAUCCCUAUAAACAUCAACGACGAAUCCAGAGAUAAGAUCAUGCCAAUUGCUUUAACAUGUGGAGAUAUAUCCGGCCAUAGAAUUGCCAGGAAAGCAAGCUUCUAUGCAUUUCAAUUUUUACUCAAAGCUUUUGGACAUUUUGAUAACUCUGAUCUCAAAAAUCCUGGAGGACAGCGCCUGGCCGACCAUCCAUUGGGCUUAGAACAUGCAACUUGCGAAAAUUACAGUUGUCGGAUGAGGUUUCGCAUUUGGAAGACAUGCCGAGGGCAUUUAACCUGGAUAAGCAAUCACAUGAACACAGAGUAUACGAUCAGCAACGCAACUGAAGACGGAACUACCAAAGAAAUCAAGGAGCAGGGUGUCGGCCCCCACUACUGGGCCAGCGGUCAAGUAAUAGACGAAUGGAACAAAUACCCCGAUGCAUUUCCUGAUAGAGAGAUCACUGAUGCGCCCAUGCAACUUAUCAAAUUUGGAGAAUUUUAUCGGAUUACUGGAGAUGAAGAUAUAUUUCGAGAAGCUCCGGCUGGCCUUGAGAAUAUCGCCAAGCACUGGGUCAGAAGUCUUCAUGAGCGAAACAAGGGCGCCGCAUAUGCAUUCCCGCGCAUCAGAGAAGAAGAAACAGGGAAAUUCUAUCUCGCCGAUCAUGCUCUGAUUUGGUGGGCUUCAAAAUCGCUGGAAGAGCUCGGUCUUGGCUCAAAUCUUGAAUUUCAGCCCGAUAAUUCUGCGGAUGCAUCUGAACAGCGAACGAUAAGAUACUCAUCCGACGAGAUCAAAACCAACCUUAUUAAGAGAUUUACAAUGGAGAAUCCUGCCUCGAAAACGCGCAUGAUUGCAACUUCACGCAGCUCUGCAGAGACUAGAUUCUCUCUUCUUGUACCCGAAGGAAGCAUCUCCAUAAAUAAGCACAAAGAGAGCUCCAAUGGUGAUGAUAACAUCAAUAAUACAAACGAAACAUCGAAUGAGACGAACGAAACAUUAAAUGAGACGAUCGAAACAUCGAAUGAGAUAAACGAAGCAUUGGAUGACAUCUGGGGAAAUGUAAUUGACGAGUGGACAAAUACAGUGAAUUACCAAGCACAACGAGAGGACCAGCACGAUGCUCAUUGGAAUCAUCCACUUCAGUUUGGUCUUGCGACUAUCAUGUCUGCCAAGAAUAAAUGUACGAAUUCAAGACUCGCAGCCCGGAUGUUUGAUAUUUCGAGAAAGAUUCUUUUCGAAAUCUCCUCCCCUAACGGGCUUUUUCCAGGACAACUGGACGUAUACAAGAGACCCGCUAUCUUCAAUAGAAGAAUUAUGUGUGAUAGUUAUUGGCAGGCCACUUUUGAAGUGCCAUUUAUUCUUUGGAAAUAUCCCAUGCCUCCACCACCAGUCAAAGGAUCGUCUAUUAGCGUAUCUGAGUCGACCUUUUCAGAUAUCAGAGGAUUGGAGAAUAUCAUCAAACUCCUGCCUAGCAUGAAUAGUAACGGGAUACCAAACAAUGUGAUUGAUCAGGGGAAAGUCGUAACGCUUUCAGAUGAAUGGCUCUACAAUGAACUUGAAUGCUUCAAGAAUAACAUCGACUUUUCAGAAAGCAAUGUUGAGAAACUUUCAACGGACUACGCAACAAAUACCCAUAUGACCGACAUGACUGUCAUAAGAAGGGCGACUCAAAAAAUUCAAGAGACAAUCGCUCGAAACACAGCACCUCAAGAUACAACCCUUCCAGACACUCAAGAGAACAUUUUGGGGUAUAUUAUAGACAUACCGCAAAGAUCGGACAAAAAACAGGACACGCCCAAACCAGCCGAAAUCAACUCGAUCGGAUCUCUGAAUGAGAUUUUUAUUCGCAAGCGCACGAUGAAGAAUGCGAAGAAGAGACUUCUUCACUUUUGCCGCGCAACUGAUGCAACGGCUUUAAUUUGUUACAUUUCUGCGUUUGGACACCCAGACAUCUCUGCUUUCUUCUACAGGCACAAAGCAUAUACCAAAUUCUUCCAUGAAGAAACAAACGCAGUGCUUAAUCUAUGGGUUACUGAACUUCAUUUAUCAUUUUAUCGGAUUGUUUCCCAGAAGAUCUCUCCUGAUAUUACCCGCAUCCCUGGCUUUGAGUAUUAUAACUUCCCACGAAGUAAAAACGAGAAAGUUGGUAAUCGCAACCAGAUGAGCAGAGCUGUGAUGAGUUUCAGAUUUGAUGGAGACUUUUUCGAUCGUCAUUGGACAUGCCUUUUUUUCGAAUUCAACCCCCACCAGAUAGAUGAAAAAAUAUUCGACAUAAGACAGGAAAGGAUUACAGGAUCUUUGAAAGCAGACCCUUGGAAGCAGAGACGGGUUUUGGAGCUCGUCUUAUUCGGUAAAAUCUUAAAGGAAAUGGUUACAUGCUCAGAAGUUCUUCUGGAUGAGAUUAAAACACGGGUUCUCGAAAGCUUCAAGAAAGGACCAAAAGAACCUAGAUUAUCUUCAACAUUCCUGGAUUCAAUUGAUCUAUUUGACGACAUCACGAGCAACAUAUUUAUAUCAAACAACAAGUCGUGGAACAUAUUUCAAUACAUACUCCAAGUGGUAGAAGAAGAUCUUGGCGACAAUUUAACCAAAAUUGAGCUUUGGAUGAAGCGAAAAGAGCGGCCAGAUCGCAAUAAGCCCAGAUGGACACUCAACGACGAACGCAACUACUGA
This is a messenger RNA of Trichoderma harzianum CBS 226.95, 3570 nucleotides long. RefSeq lists its product as hypothetical. Bases 127 to 3570 code for a protein of 1147 amino acids. Lineage: Eukaryota; Fungi; Ascomycota; Sordariomycetes; Hypocreales; Hypocreaceae. The transcript is spliced from 5 exons. The record is from RefSeq and is a predicted model, not a curated record.